ACUCCUCGCUAUGCUUUCACGUCAUCUUCCUCUUUUGACUCGCAGGCUGACAAGACUUGAGAUAAACGGAAAAAAAGGAUCGAUCAAGAGAUAAACACAGAAAAAGAAUGGAUACUCUUAUCGAUCUUCUUCUUCCUACACAGGACUUCCAUCGCUCACGUAUCCACUGCCUUGUAGCUCGAGGAAGGCAAGUGCAUGGAACCCAAGGCUGGGCUAGAAAGAAAGGAUUUUGAUGACGGUGAUAGAUUCAAGCAAGCGGGACAUUUCAUGGCUUCCCUCAGACAAGGAGCAAGUCAGCUUUUCCCAGCUGCCCCACCAUUUCAUGAAAUAAGCCAUUCCAUCUCUCUAAUUGAACCUAUAAAAUCGCUCUGUCUCUCCAUAUUACAAUCCAUGGCUUCUGCUUGCCUUGCCAAGUUCCUUGCUUGCUGUUGCUGCUUGUUUGUCUUGGUUCAAGCCAUGGAUGAUGGAGCAGCGGCAGCUGGAAUGCAGAGUGGUGAGCUAUUGGCCUUGUUUGAGGUGAUGGGUGCCCUGCUGCAAGACCCCGGUUGGGCUCAGCUCCACCCCCGCCCCUGCACUGACACGCCAUGGCCUGGAGUUCAGUGUGAGAUGGUGCUCGAGCCCCCAGUACUGCAGAAGCAGGAUCCACAUCUCCAUGUCACCGAGCUCCACAUUGGGCCAGACGUCACCUCCCCACCCUGCAAGCACUCAGCCAGCCUCUCCCCUGCCCUGCUCCAGCUGCCUUAUCUCAAGAGUCUCUCCUUGUUCGGCUGCUUCCUCGCCGAGGACACGGUGCCCCUCCCUCCUUCCCUCUUCACCAAUGCCUCAGCCUUGGAGCAGCUGGUGAUCAAAUCCAACCCUGGCCUCGCCGGUACCAUCCCUCCCUCCCUUGGCGCACUUCACGGCCUCAGGGUCCUCUGCCUCUCACAGAAUGGCCUCCAUGGAGCCAUCCCGAAGGAGCUCGGGUCGCUCGCAAGAUUAGAGCAACUCGAUCUCAGCUACAACAAUCUCAGCGGCUCCAUCCCUGUGGAGCUCGGAGGAGGCCUUUCGAGCUUGACCAUUUUCGACCUGAGUUGGAAUGGGCUGCAAGGGGAGAUCCCUCCGUCAAUUGGCGACCUCUGGCGGCUCCAGAAGCUCGACCUGAGCUACAAUAAGAUCUCAGGGAGGAUUCCGGCGGUGGUUGGUAGGUUGGAGAGGCUGGUCUUGUUGGACCUGAGUCACAACUCCUUGGCAGGCCCCGUGCCAGAUGAACUGUCAGGUUUGAGGCGAGUCCAGUACUUCCUCGUGGAGAGCAACCCGAUCGGCACGACCAUCCCUUCGUUUCUGAAGACAAUCGAGAGCUUGGUGGUGCUUGGCCUGUCAGACUGUGGGCUUUCAGGCCAUGUGCCAACAUUCCUUGGUGGUCUCAGCAACCUCACGAGCCUGUCCUUGGACAGGAACAAGCUCGAUGGCACAAUUCCUUCGACGGCAUUAGAGGCGAUUCCUAAUCUCGAUCAACUCAACCUCAGUCAGAACCUGCUCAGCGGGGUGCUCUCUUUCUCUGAGGAGUUUGUGAGCAGGCUAGGGAGGAGACUGGACGUGAGGGACAACCAGGGGGUGUGCAUGAACCCAGCCAGCCACCAGAUCAAUACUCUCCUCCCCUUCUACCUACAAGCUCCGCCAUGUCCGACCACUGCCAGCUCCAGCAGCAAUGGUACUCCAGAGACAGGUGAGAUGAUGAAAUCCAAUUCCGAUGGCAUGAGAUCGAACUAUGGGACACUAAUUGGCAGCUGCUUGGUUGUGCUGGUGGCGGUAGUCCACUUCUCAAACUACUUCUUCUUCUGUUCUCUGCUGGAAAUCGUACUUUGUCUUUCUUUUUCUGGAAUUAUGCGCUGAAGCAAGUUUUGGUGCAAGGCGAAGACACGAAAGCAUGUCUCUUUCGGCCAUGUUUCAAAAGCUUCCGAGCUUUUACUAUUUCUUAUUUCUUCUUAAGUCACAAGGCUUCCAACUUUGGAUGGGAUUGGGAUCGAGAUCAUCGUCUUCUUUGAUGUCUUGUCUGCGGCACUGUGACAUGCAUGCAUCAAACACAACUUGCGUUCAUCGUCUCCUCACCUGAAGUGAUUCAUUUACAAAGUUAUGGCUGUUUCUUUUUUUAAUAUUCAAGUGAAAAGAAUAGUGAAUCAAAAAUGAUUUGACAUGCAAUGCAAUA
Messenger RNA from Zingiber officinale, 2185 nucleotides. RefSeq names its product receptor like protein 29-like. The record is from RefSeq and is a predicted model, not a curated record. The transcript has a single exon. Gene Ontology annotation, molecular function: protein binding. Gene Ontology annotation, cellular component: plasma membrane. NCBI's taxonomy places the organism in Eukaryota, Viridiplantae, Streptophyta, Magnoliopsida, Zingiberales, Zingiberaceae. Bases 196 to 1872 code for a protein of 558 amino acids.